Molecule: messenger RNA, 620 nt
Organism: Moneuplotes crassus
Lineage: Eukaryota; Ciliophora; Spirotrichea; Euplotida; Euplotidae
Source: the annotation of a GenBank genome assembly
AUGUUUUGGAGUUGCGAGAUCAAACAAGGCCAUAAUUAUACCAUCCCUGAUAUUAAGGGCACCAUCGAGGAUGAAGACCUCGAGCCAGGCGUGCUUGUCCUUACCAGCAUGCAGCUUUCUGAAUCAACUGUGUCUGAGAAAGUUAAAGUUAUGGUUCAAGAGUACGAAAAUGAGUUCCAAAUUGCCUCAUUGAGCUCUAAUUGAUGAAGCCAUAAAGUAAAGCUUCAGUUUGAGCAAGGGGAUAGGGCUUGAUUCUCAAUCAUAGGAAAGGGAUCAGUCAUCCUUUCUGGUUACUGGGAAGACCCUCCAGCUGAGUUCGACUUUGAUCCAUAUAAUCCUAAUGAAGGUUUUCCAACAAUAGACCAAGAGAAUACAUUACAAAACCAACUUGAAUCUGACUCAGACUCUGAGAUGGGAGCAAAUGAUCUUCUCAAAAACACAAUCCAAGGGAUGGCGGUCAAUGAAAAUGAAGAAAUGAGUGAAGAGAGUGAGGAAGUAGAGGAUCUUAGCGCACAUGAACAUCCAGGCUCAAAUAGUAGCAGUUCAGAAGACAAGCCUAACCCUCUUUCUGUGAUGUUUAAAAAGAAGAAUAAAUAAAAAUUCCCUUUAACGCGUUAUUU